Molecule: messenger RNA, 1814 nt
Organism: Chionomys nivalis (European snow vole)
Lineage: Eukaryota; Metazoa; Chordata; Mammalia; Rodentia; Cricetidae
Gene: Cxcr6
Product: C-X-C motif chemokine receptor 6
Exons: 2
Coding region: 61-1086 (341 amino acids)
Biological process (GO): immune response; G protein-coupled receptor signaling pathway; chemotaxis
Cellular component (GO): membrane
Molecular function (GO): C-X-C chemokine receptor activity; coreceptor activity
Source: RefSeq, a predicted model, not a curated record
GACCUUGAGCGAGCACACUUCACUCUGGAACAAAGCUACUGGGGUUUCCCUAUUGACGCCAUGGACGACGAAUACGAUAUAGAUCCCUGGCUCUUCAACAUUUCCAGUGAUGACAGCGAGGAGCACGAACGUUUCCUAAAGUUCAAGGGGGUCUUUCUGCCCUGCAUGUACCUGACGGUGUUUGUCUUUGGACUGGUAGGGAACUCCCUGGUUCUGGUUAUAUACAUUUUCUAUCAGAAGCUGAGGAGUCUGACAGAUGUGUUUCUGGUGAACUUGCCCGUGGCUGACCUGGUAUUUGUCUGUACUCUGCCCUUUUGGGCCUAUGCAGGCACCUAUGAGUGGGUCUUUGGCACAGUCAUGUGCAAAACUCUUCAUGGCAUGUACACAGUGAACUUCUAUGUGUCCAUGCUCACUCUCACCUGCAUCACGGUGGAUCGUUUCAUCGUAGUGGUCCAGGCUACCAAAGUCUUUAACCAGCAGGCUAAGUGGAAGAUCUGGGGCCAGAUCACUUGCUUGCUCACUUGGGUGGUCUCCCUGUUGGUCUCUCUGCCACAGAUCAUCUAUGCCAGAGUUGAACGUUUGGACACACACGUCUGUCAGUAUCACAGUGAGGCCAUUUCCACUGUGGUUCUUACCACGCAGAUGACCCUGGGGUUCCUCUUGCCAUUGCUUACUAUGAUUGUGUGCUACUCAAGUAUCAUCAAGACCUUGCUUCACGCUCGAGGUUUCCAGAAGCACAAAUCUCUAAAGAUCAUCUUUGUUGUAGUGGCUGUGUUCCUGCUGACUCAGACCCCCUUCAACCUUACCAUUUUAAUCAGGAGCACAAGGAGGGAGUACUAUAACAUGAUCAACUUUCAGUAUGCCAUCAUAGUGACAGAGGCUAUAGCAUACUUUCGGGCCUGCCUUAACCCUGUGCUCUAUGCCUUUGUUGGCUUAAAGUUCCGGAAGAACCUCUGGAAACUUGCGAAGGACAUUGGCUGCCUCCCUUACUUGGGAGUCUCAAGUCAGUGGAAGUCUUCUGAGGACAGUUCCAAGACUUGUUCUGCCUCCCACAAUGCAGAGACCACCAGCAUGUUUCAGUUGUAGUAGGCCUGGCCAGACUUGGAGAAGCUAGCAUCGGAAUUCUCAGGAGCAUGGCUAUGUCCAUUGGAUGCAACAAGAAAGGCUUUGCUUACAGCAUGUGGACUCUCGUGGAGUUGUCACUGAAAACUGUGGUGGAAUACAAAGCUUCUCAGAUAGAAACAUACCCUGUUCUUAAUAGCUAUACCUCAAUGCUCAGAGGAGAAUGUCUUGAGAUUUGUAAGCACUUUUUCUUUUCCAUCCCCAAGAAUGCUAACUCUAGAGAUCUCAGGUUCCCUUUUACCCAGUCUGGGGCUAAAAGUUGAAGAGGAGCUGCAUCAACAAAGCUGUUGAUGGCAGGUAACAUGCAGGGCUCCUGAGUUCACAAGAUUCUUCUAUGGCAAGUGGUGGAGAGCUGAGAACCCUCCCACACAAGUGCUGGUCUAUGUGGCUCAGACCUCACCAGGCACCUAAUAGGGAUGAGACCAAGCUCUGAUUCACCCAGGGGGGUCUGACUUUUGUAUUUAUUGGUGGAUGCUUAUAUUUUCUCAGAUUAGUCUUUGAAAGUGCAGCAUAAGAGACUGAAAACGGGCCAGAAUAAACAGCUGAAUUUCAGUGGUCCACAUAAUGCUAGAAAAAUGUGUAAAAAGGAGCUUAUGACUAUAACAAUUCUAAGCAAAUUACAGGGACUCUGGUGGCUUUGCUCAUCUUAAAAAAAAACAAAACAAAAAACAAAAAAUGGAACUUUCCAAUGC